CAAACACAGCAUCGAGAGGAGCGUCGCAGGUGUCUACAGCGGAGCGUCUUUUGUACCUACUCAAAGGUGUCAAACCGGGCAGUUAACCACACACGGAUAGCCACGAGCAAUCACGUGAUCAAAUGCGGAAAUUGUCUGAUAGAGAAAGUGUAGCGGAGAAAAGACGGGAGUGGAGGUUUUCGAGGUUUUGACGACCGUUUGUGUUUUGAGUCGCAGCGGUUAGUGGUGUUCUUGAUCCCCCGGACCAAAACAACACUUAUUCCACGGGGAGAAAACGGCAGAGUAGCCUUUCUGUUUACGAGUUUCUUCCGUCUGGAAUACAGCAAGGGUCGUUCUGAGGUCAGAUUGCUGACAUGAUGAGGCUGUGACAGUGUCUGUCCAACUGAGUCUGUGCUGGACCGAACCCUGGGACAUGGCUGCUGCAAAGAAGAGUGGUGUGAAGAUGGGAGGCGUGCGCUUCUCUGAGGAACCUCCUGCUGCCGGGGCCCCCUCACAUGUUCACUUUGAGGAGAAGCUGCAUGACUCUGUCGUCAUGGUGACGCCAGAAGACGACGGUAACUUCAUGGUCAAGGUCGGCUUCUUAAAGACGCAGCACCGGUAUGAAAUAGUGUUCACCUUACCCGAGGUCCCAGCUCUGGGGAAGGAUGUUUGUCCAGCACCUGUUCCAAGUCCACACCUCCGGAUCACUGACAUCACACCUGCACCUGAGGGAGGUCUGAAGGUGACGUGUGAGUACAUGGCCCAGCAGGAGGGGGUUCUGUGUGAGGAGGUGCUGCUGCUGAGUGAGACCAACGAAGAUGUCUGUGUGAAAGUCAAAGUCCACGCCAGAGUCAUGGACCGUCACCAUGGCACACCCAUGCUGCUGGAGGGAGUUCGCUGCAUCGGGGUGGAGCUGGAGUACGACUCUGAACAGAGCGACUGGCAGGGAUUCGACUGAAACUCCUGCUCCUCUUACACACCCAUUCACACACACACAUGCCAUCAUCCACACUGCUGUUCCCACGAAACAGAAAAAUGUACAAAGAUGAUUAAAUAACCGUAGGAUUCAGAUUUAGAUUGGAUUAUGGCUCAUUCUCCCUCCUGAGGAAAUUUAAACACAAAAUCACCCCUCUGGUUUCAAUCAUCACAUCUCUGUCAUCUAAGUGGACAGUUUGAUGUUUUAUUUGUGCUUCUCCAGCUCUCCUUUUUUCAUCUCUUGUUGUGCUUUCCUAUCUGAGCCUCUAGAGGGCGGCAGCGCUCUUUGAAUGAGAGCAACCUCAGCUCCUUUAUGAAGUAUCCAUGUCUCACUCAUUUUCUGAUUGUACUCAGUUUAUCCAACAUGGGUUUAUAAUGUUUGAGAAUACACAAGGGCUCUUACUAGUUUGGCUGUUUGAAUCUCACUGCAACCCGCAGAAUUGAAGGAAAAGGAGGUAAUUCUAAAGACACAAAGCAUGUAGUGUGUCUGUUUUACCACAAAGGGGCAAUGCAGACCAUUGUAUGUAAUUCCUCUAGUCCAAAGGCAUCACCUAAAGGUGCAGCAGUGUACUGAUAUUCAUCUAUUAAUAGGAAUCAUUACAUUUUUGACUACUAACCUCCUACAGCCUGUUUUUUUUGUUUUUUGUUUUUUUGUUUGUUUGUUUGUUUGUUUUGUUUUGUUUUGAAUGCAUUUUUAGUUUCUCACACUUAUUUGGGAUCAGUAGGACCAGAUAAAUUUAAAAGCUCAGCCCUGUCUUUGAACACGAAGUAGUUUUUUUUUUUUUUUUUAAAUUAACCCCUGAAGAUCCAGUUUCUGCAGAAAAUAUAGCACUGGAUAGGUUUUGAAGCAAAUGUUUUGGCCAGUCUGUCAUUGAGAGAGGUAUGGUGGACUCAUUUUCUUAUUGUGAAAUUUCCAGUAAAAGCUCAGAGUUUCUUUGGAAUUUUCCUUUACAAAAUCUACACAUAUUUCCCUAAAUUUCUCUGAAAAUUCUUAAACCUAUUUUUAAAGUAUCCCAUAAAUUGUUUCAUUAAAAAAAUCCCCAGAAAAUUCCUGAAGAUUUUCUAGAAAAUUCCCAUUUUUUUCCUACCAAAUUUCCAUAAAAAUGCAGGAAAAUGUCCAAACAAACUCCCCAUAAUACCUGGACAAAAUACCCAUGAAAAUGCCCAAAAAAUUAUCAGAUUUGUCCCUCAAGACUUCUAAUGAAAUGCUCCAAAACUUCCAUGAAAAUUUCAUAGCAAAUUCUCCCAACAUUUCAAGCAAAUUUUUCAAACUUCAGUGAACAUUCCCGACAAUAAUCUCAAAAAUUCUUUUUGCCAAAAUUCUAAUAGCAGAAAAGUAUUACUAUGUUGUUGGAAUGUCCUCAUAUGUACACACAAUGUCUCAAGAGGUUAAUUUAGGAUUUUUAGAACAUCACAUUAAACAAUUGUUUCUCUUUUUCCUGUCUGACCUAAACCAAUCCUCACUUUUAUUACCAGUGUUCUUUAGGAUUUAACCAAGCUUAUUUCAGACAGUGUUAGGCUGGCUACACACAAGAGAAUUUUCAAAUCUUGUUUUAGAAAAAUGUCCACCUCUACAGUGCUGAUUCCAAAUACAAUAGAUCUCACAAAAACCUGUUUGAUCAAAUGUGACUUCAGAAGAAAAACAAGUAUGGAGGACGAUCAGCUGGUUUAUGUUUUGUGUUGCAGUGAGGCAGGGUAACCUCAUCAUUGAAUCACCACUCAUGCAUAUAGCAAUUUAGAGUGCUUUACAGAGCCAAAGACUUUAAAUAUCAAGAGCAUCUAAAAAGACACGUAGUCAUGACAAGGCAUUUAAAUAUGAAACAUAACAAAUUACAUGUGAAAAAUAUGAAAUUAGAACAAGAAUGUGUUGGAAAUGCUGCUACAGUUGAGUUUAUGUUUGCUGCUUUUUUUCUGAGAUUGAAAGUAUGCAACAUCCUGCUGGUGGCGAUUCCUUGUCCACUCACCUUCACUGGAUUAUUGUGGGUGUUCUGUUAAAAGCAGUAAGACUGAUAUUUAUGAUAACAGAUAAGGAAAGCUCCAACUAGAUCAGGCACUGUAAAAUAAGUAUAUUGACUUGAGGAUUAUUGUGAUAAUUAAUCAUUUGUUACAACUCUCAGAUCAGGCCACAAACACCCCAGCUUCUUGGCCUUAAAACUGUCUCAUGAGGUGUCCGACUAUGGCCUAUGGUCCUCAGCAAAUUAAAGAUAAUAAAAGAAAUAUGUUCUGCAUUUACUUCUUAGUUUCAACUCUAGGCUGAGCUGCCGUUUUUAUUCUGUAAAACAUUUUGACAAGAGUUUGUGGAUGACAAAAAUAGAGACAGCAGCUGAAUUAACAGUGAUAUCUUGACUCAGAGUACUGAGGAUUAAAAAAAUUAUUAUACCAGCAAGUAGCAGCACUAAUCUGCUGAUUUUCUCAGCUAUCUGCUUCAUCUCAAGGUCUGACGUACCAAGCACAUCAUGCUGAUCAUCUUAAAGAACCAGUGCUCCUAUAAAGUCUGGCAGCUUCCUGCAGUUUGCUCUCGUUUUGUGUCUGAAUGUAAAGAUGAGCCGUCAGGGCCUCCCCUCUCAUCUGCACACAGUCACUCAUCCUGCAGUCAGAGCCCACCUGAAAUGUGAUCUUCCCCCCAAAGUCCUUAACAAUGACUCGCUAUUUGCCCUUUCAGUCAUAAUGGAAAGCUCUGAUGUUGGCUGUUUUUUUACUGCACAUAUUUUAGCCUUCACUGGGUUGGUUUAACUUACUCUGAUACAUUAAAACUAAAGGAUAUCAAUGUGGCCCCAUCAGCCUUAUAUUUGUCUGUACGUGGCCCUCAGUGAAAACAGUCUGGACUGUUCUGGUCUUGUGUGUAGCCAGCCUAAGGAAAGAUUUGCAGCAUCAAUAAUGAAAGAAAAUAGAGAAUAAUGGCGCUUUAGCUCUUUCAUGUCAUUAGUUCAUUAAGGUCUUUUGUGAUUGGACCCUCCUGUAUCUUUAACAAACAAAUGUGCAAGUAUAAAAAAACACGUUGCUUUGAAUUUGACAAACUAACACAUAAAUAUGAAAGACUCUGUAGAAGUUUGUUCCGUUUCCAAACUUUUUUGAUGUUGAGAUGUAUUUUUCUGAUUGUCUGACCAUUUUCCUCAUGAAUAAAUCAGUCUUCAACCAGAUUAAAUGACCAAUGCAGAUUCCUGUGGACUGCCAAGAGAUGUGUUUUCAGGGUGUUAAACUAGAUGAAGUUGUGUUGACCUACAAAUAAAGAAAUCUUUAUAUCAAGAAAUGUCUUUCCAGCUUUAGAAACAUAAGUCUGUACUGCUCUGUGGUUUUAUCUCUGUAAACUUUGAUCAUUGUUUUGUUAAUUUGGGGGUUUUUGACUGUUAGUGCAACCAAAAAGGACAUUUUCAGAAAUCAUCCUGUCACUUUGGAGUUAACUCGCAUCAGAAAAACAGUUAUUGAUCUGUUUAUUGAGAAAUUACUCAUCAGAUUAAUCCAUAGUCUUGUUUUUAAGUGUUCUCGAGGAUUUCUCCUCUGAUGCAGGAAAAAUUUAAGGCGGUUUUAAUUUUAAUUCCUGACUUUGUGGCGCCUUCAGAACACACAUUUGAUACAAGUGCCUUCCAUUGAACCCGUACUGUUUGUCAUUUCACUCAAGCUUGAUUUUUUAAAGAUCUGCUGUACCGUCUGUCACGCACUGAACCCACUCCUCAUUUUACAAGUGCCAUGAUGUGGCUCUUCCCGUCAUCUCUCUGUUUUACUGAAACUUUCAUAUAAAUCGACAUUUAUUUUGUUAUGUUACAUCCUGUUAAAUCCAUCAGCCUUAAAGGAAACGACUCUGUGUUUUUCUCUUAGUGUAGUGCGGAUUAAAUAGAUGUUUGCCUGCGUGUAUUAAAGGUCAAAAGUUUCUUCCUUCUUAGUGUUAAAGCGAAGCUUGGAUAGGUCACUGUUUACAACAUGUAGCAGUUUAUUUGUUGAUAUCUGCUCCCUGUGUGUGUGUGAUUUGUAUUUUUUCAUGUUAAAAUGAAUAAAAGUGUGUAUGUUUGA
This is a messenger RNA of Cheilinus undulatus (humphead wrasse), 4962 nucleotides long. It is a transcript of the gene adisspb, whose product is annotated as chromosome 22 C20orf27 homolog. The transcript is spliced from 6 exons. NCBI's taxonomy places the organism in Eukaryota, Metazoa, Chordata, Actinopteri, Labriformes, Labridae. The coding region runs from base 413 to 937 and encodes 174 amino acids. The record is from RefSeq and is a predicted model, not a curated record.